UUUACGGCGAGAGGGUUACACAGUCCAGGUGAAUGUGAACGACUACCUGGACAUCUACUGCCCCCAUUACAACACCUCGGUGCCCGAGGGGCGCAUGGAACAGUACAUCCUCUAUAUGGUGAGCCUGGACGGCUACCAGACCUGCGACAUCACCCACGGCUCCAAGCGCUGGGAAUGCAACCGGCCUCGCGCCCCACACAGCCCCAUCAAGUUCUCGGAGAAGUUCCAGCGUUACAGUGCCUUCUCACUGGGUUAUGAGUUCCAUGCUGGCCACGAAUAUUACUACAUCUGUGAGUCUCCUUUGCCCUAA
Molecule: messenger RNA, 310 nt
Organism: Thamnophis sirtalis
Lineage: Eukaryota; Metazoa; Chordata; Lepidosauria; Squamata; Natricidae
Source: RefSeq, a predicted model, not a curated record